AUGACUAACUUGAGGAGCACCCAUCCUCACUUUGUGCGCUGCCUGAUUCCUAAUGAGUCAAAGACUCCAGGUCUGAUGGAGAACUUCCUGGUCAUCCACCAGCUCAGGUGUAACGGUGUGCUGGAGGGUAUCAGAAUCUGCAGAAAAGGUUUCCCCAGCAGGAUCCUCUAUGGUGACUUCAAGCAGAGGUACAAGGUGCUGAAUGCCAGCGUCAUUCCUGAGGGCCAGUUCAUUGACAACAAGAAGGCUUCAGAGAAGCUGCUUGGGUCUAUUGAUGUUAACCACGAUGAGUACAGAUUCGGACACACCAAGGUGUUCUUCAAGGCUGGUCUUCUGGGUGUCCUAGAGGAGAUGAGAGAUGAUAAACUGGCAUCUCUGGUUACCAUGACUCAGGCUCUGUGUCGUGGUUACCUCAUGAGAAAGGAGUUUGUCAAGAUGACAGAGAGGAGGGAUGCCAUAUUUACCAUUCAGUACAAUGUCCGCUCAUUCAUGAAUGUGAAACACUGGCCAUGGAUGAAGGUGUACUACAAGAUCAAGCCUCUGCUGAAGAGUGCUGAAACUGAGAAGGAACUGGCAGCCAUGAAGGAGAACUACGAUAAGAUGACAACUGACUUGGCUGCUGCCCUGGCCAAGAAGAAGGAACUGGAGGAGAAAAUGGUGUCCCUUCUGCAGGAGAAGAAUGAUCUGCAGCUGCAAGUUGCAUCUGAAGCAGAGAAUCUGUCAGAUGCUGAGGAGAGAUGCGAGGGACUUAUCAAGAGUAAGAUCCAGCUGGAGGCCAAACUCAAAGAGACAACUGAGAGACUGGAGGAUGAAGAGGAAAUCAAUGCUGAGCUUACUGCCAAGAAGAGAAAGCUGGAGGAUGAAUGCUCUGAGCUCAAGAAGGACAUUGAUGACCUGGAGCUUACCUUGGCCAAAGUGGAGAAAGAGAAACAUGCCACUGAGAACAAGGUGAAGAACCUGACUGAGGAGAUGGCCUCUCAGGAUGAGAGCAUUGCCAAGCUGACCAAGGAAAAGAAAGCCCUUCAGGAGGCUCAUCAGCAGACUCUUGAUGACCUGCAGGCCGAGGAGGACAAAGUCAACACUCUGACCAAGGCCAAGACCAAGCUUGAGCAGCAAGUGGAUGAUCUUGAGGGUUCUCUGGAGCAAGAGAAGAAACUGCGCAUGGACCUUGAGAGAGCCAAGAGGAAGCUUGAGGGUGAUCUGAAACUGGCCCAGGAAUCCAUCAUGGAUCUUGAGAAUGACAAGCAGCAGUCUGAUGAGAAAAUUAAAAAGAAGGACUUUGAAAUCAGUCAGCUCCUUAGCAAGAUUGAAGAUGAGCAGUCAAUGGGUGCUCAGCUCCAGAAGAAGAUUAAGGAGCUUCAGGCCCGUAUUGAGGAACUGGAGGAGGAGAUUGAGGCUGAGCGUGCUGCUCGUGCCAAGGUUGAGAAGCAGAGAGCUGACCUCUCCAGGGAACUUGAGGAGAUCAGCGAGAGGCUGGAGGAGGCUGGUGGUGCCACCGCUGCUCAGAUUGAGAUGAACAAGAAGCGUGAAGCUGAGUUCCAGAAGCUCCGUCGUGACCUUGAGGAGUCCACUCUGCAGCAUGAAGCCACUGCUGCUGCUCUUCGCAAGAAGCAGGCUGACAGCGUUGCUGAGCUGGGAGAGCAGAUCGACAAUCUCCAGCGUGUCAAGCAGAAGCUUGAGAAGGAAAAGAGUGAAUACAAGAUGGAGAUUGAUGACCUCUCCAGCAACAUGGAGAAUGUUGCUAAAGCAAAGGGAAAUCUUGAAAAGAUGUGCCGCACUCUUGAGGACCAACUUAGCGAACUGAAGACCAAGAAUGAUGAAAAUGUUCGUCAAAUCAAUGACGCAAGCGCACAGAAAGCCCGUCUCCUGACAGAAAAUGGUGAGUUCAGCCGUCAACUUGAGGAGAAAGAAGCUCUUGUCUCCCAGCUGACCAGAGGCAAACAGGCCUUCACACAGCAGAUUGAGGAGCUGAAGAGACAUGUUGAAGAGGAGGUUAAGGCCAAGAAUGCUCUUGCCCAUGGAUUGCAAUCAGCCCGCCAUGACUGUGACCUGCUGAGGGAGCAGUUUGAGGAGGAGCAGGAAGCCAAGGCUGAGCUGCAGCGUGGUAUGUCCAAGGCCAACAGUGAGGUGGCUCAGUGGAGGUCCAAGUAUGAAACUGAUGCUAUCCAGCGCACUGAGGAACUUGAGGAAGCCAAGAAGAAGCUGGCCCAGCGCCUUCAGGAGGCUGAGGAGCAGAUUGAGGCAGUGAAUUCCAAGUGUGCUUCUCUUGAGAAGACCAAACAGAGGCUCCAGAGCGAGGUGGAGGACCUCAUGAUUGAUGUGGAGAGGGCCAAUGGGCUGGCUGCCAACCUGGACAAGAAGCAGAGGAACUUUGACAAGGUGUUGGCAGAGUGGAAACAGAAGUACGAGGAGGGUCAGGCAGAGCUUGAGGGAGCUCAGAAGGAGGCUCGUUCUCUCAGCACUGAGCUGUUCAAGAUGAAGAACUCUUAUGAGGAAGCUCUGGAUCAGCUGGAGACCAUGAAGCGUGAAAACAAGAACCUGCAGCAGGAGAUCUCAGAUCUGACUGAACAGAUUGGUGAGACUGGAAAGAGCAUCCACGAGCUGGAGAAGUCUAAGAAGCAGGUGGAGACAGAGAAGGCUGAGAUCCAGACAGCUCUUGAAGAGGCUGAGGGAACUCUGGAACAUGAGGAGUCUAAGAUCCUGCGUGUCCAGCUUGAGCUCAACCAGAUUAAGGGUGAGGUGGACAGGAAGCUGGCAGAGAAAGAUGAGGAGAUGGAGCAGAUCAAGAGGAACAGCCAGAGGGUGAUUGACUCCAUGCAGAGCACUCUGGAUUCUGAGGUCAGAAGCAGGAAUGAUGCCCUGAGAAUCAAGAAGAAGAUGGAGGGAGACCUGAAUGAGAUGGAGAUUCAGCUGAGCCACGCCAAUCGCCAGGCUGCUGAGUCCCAGAAGCAGCUGAGGAAUGUGCAGGCACAGCUCAAGGAUGCACAACUGCACCUAGAUGAUGCCGUCAGAGCCCAGGAUGACCUCAAGGAACAAGCUGCUAUGGUAGAACGCAGGAACGGUCUCAUGGUAGCUGAAAUUGAGGAACUUAGAGCUGCUCUGGAACAGACAGAGAGAAGCCGCAAAAUCGCUGAGCAGGAGCUGGUGGACGCCAGCGAGCGUGUUGGACUUCUGCACUCUCAGAACACAAGCCUUCUGAACACCAAGAAGAAGCUUGAGACUGACCUGGUCCAGAUUCAGAGUGAAGUGGAUGACACUGUUCAGGAAGCAAGGAACGCAGAGGAUAAGGCUAAGAAGGCCAUCACUGAUGCUGCUAUGAUGGCUGAGGAGCUGAAGAAGGAGCAGGAUACUAGCGCUCACCUGGAGAGGAUGAAGAAGAACCUGGAGGUCACUGUUAAGGACCUGCAGCACCGCCUGGAUGAGGCAGAGAAUCUGGCCAUGAAGGGUGGCAAGAAGCAGCUCCAGAAACUUGAGUCUAGGGUGAGA
Molecule: messenger RNA, 3486 nt
Organism: Plectropomus leopardus (leopard coralgrouper)
Lineage: Eukaryota; Metazoa; Chordata; Actinopteri; Perciformes; Serranidae
Source: RefSeq, a predicted model, not a curated record